AUGCGCAUAGGCUUUCUGCUCGCGGCACUCCCGCUCCCACUGGCGGAACGCACGCGGUUCAUCGCAAAUGAGGGCCUGGAGUUCCCGCAGUCCUGCGAGAGCGGUCUCCUGGAGCUCAACGGGAUCUACGAGAUCUCGGCCAGAGUCAAGUUCGAGAAGAGCUGUACGCUCAGGGGAAGCCCCGGCACCUCGAUCGAGCUGGCACAACAGCUUCUGGUUUUGGGAGAUCUUACGCUGGAAGGCCACCUGCAAAUCACGGCUUCGGCGGAGAACGACGACACUUGCUUAGUCGUCCCUACCGGUAUCUUGACCAUUGCCACGGAUGAGCUCGUGAUAUCCAGGUGCACCAGCUUCGGAUCCAUCACUGCCCAGAAUCUGCACAUUCGCGGCCACAUGCAGAUUCUGGAUUCAUACAGUGCGCGUGAUGGUGGUGGUAUUCGUGUACUCGAGUCUGUUGUGCAGCACACUGGUAUCCUGACUUUUGCGAACUGCAGCUCGAAACGGUCUGGGGGCGCCGUCCACGUGCAAGGAAGCUAUGAGCAGCUGGGUGGAUCAGCCUCAUUCGUGAAUUGCACUUCAGGCGACGAGAGUGAUGUCGAGGCCGCAUCCCAAGACACGAAAACGGAUGGAGGUGGAGGACUGUCAGUCGGCGAGAUGUUUCGGCAGCAGGGGGGCGUGAUGAGAUUCGAAGCCUGCAGAUCCAUCUUCAAUGGAGGUGGACUCCAAGUCCGAGUGGGGAAACAGCCCAAGCUGUCGGUGAAGCUCCUGCAAGCGGGCCGGAUGUCCUUCAGCGCCUGUGCUGCCGGAAGGCGCGGCGGCGGCGCCUCCGUCAACGGCCCGGUGCAGCUGAAAGGCAGCAUGGUCUUCGACGCUUGCAAGGCUGGACUUGGACCUGGGGGCGGCUUGCACGUGUCGGACUUCAUGGAGCUCUCGGGCAGCCUGACGGCAACAUCUUGCUCUGCUGGUCUGGAGGAUGGGGGUGGCCUCCAUGUGGCCCACGGCCUGCGCCAGACAGCUGGCAGCAUGAGGUUCUACAACUGCUCGACCGUCAAGAAGGGGGGCGGCAUCAAAGUUGCUCGGGGCGGCAUGAAGUUGACCGGAGGCGACAGAAGCUUCGACAACUGUUCUGCUGGAGUGUCUGGUGGCGGCCUCUAUGUGCACUACGAAGGCGUGCAGUUGAUCGGCAGCAUCUCUUUCCGAAGCUGCAGUGCCAAGCGUGAGGGCGGCGCCGCAUUUGUGCAGUACGGUGGCUUCCAUCAGAGCUCGGAGGCAUUGCAGGAUAGCGUCUCUUGCCUCAACUGUUCGGCCGGCAGCCGCAGUGGUGCUCUCUACGUGGGCGGGAGUGCGAGCUUCUCAAGCCCCGUGCUCUUGUCACAGUGCCGGGACUCGUCCUCCACUCCCUUUGCGGUGGCUGGACCACUUGAGCUGCGCUAUGUCCACAUUUCAGAAAAGGGUGAGCAGCACGCUUGCAUCACCGCUGACGCGAUGAAUGUCUCGAAGGCGAACUGCACUUCCGCUGGCCAAUGCGAGUUCACCUCCAAGCAGCCCAAUGUGUCCCGCUUGCUGUGCAAGCAGGGACGAGGGCGAACAGACGAUGUGUCCCAAGGUUCCGUGAUUCCGGCACAUUCCAGCCGCCUUUCCCAGUCUCAUCCUGACUUGCUCAUAGUUCUUGCAUUCAGAAAGAUGUCGCUGUCACGAUGA
Symbiodinium natans is the source of this 1701-nucleotide messenger RNA. The record is from the annotation of a GenBank genome assembly. Lineage: Eukaryota; Dinophyceae; Suessiales; Symbiodiniaceae.